Acipenser ruthenus (sterlet) is the source of this 1064-nucleotide messenger RNA. RefSeq names its product myelin and lymphocyte protein-like. Gene Ontology annotation, molecular function: structural constituent of myelin sheath. The transcript is spliced from 4 exons. Gene Ontology annotation, cellular component: membrane. NCBI's taxonomy places the organism in Eukaryota, Metazoa, Chordata, Actinopteri, Acipenseriformes, Acipenseridae. Gene Ontology annotation, biological process: myelination. The coding region runs from base 148 to 609 and encodes 153 amino acids. The record is from RefSeq and is a predicted model, not a curated record.
AUUCCCACAGGUGGUUCAUUUACAGGGCGUGGUUCUACAUGGAGGCAGGGAAGCCAUAGUUUGUCAGUUUCAAAAGGAACACCUGUGGUUUGUAACUCGUUAGCUUGCGGAUUUGGUUUAAUUUUGUUGGUUAUCCGAGCAGAGGACAUGGAAUCGGUAACUCAGGGAAUAAGCUCCUUGCCAAGUGGACUCGGAGUAUUUAAAACUGUGCCAGAUAUCUUCUUUAUCCCAGAACUUGUUUUCGGUGGACUGGUAUGGAUCUUGGUGGCAUCAACAAAUGUGCUUCUUACAAACCCUCAAGGAUGGGUGAUGUUUGUGUCUGUGUUCUGCUUCGUCGUCACUUUUCUCUGGUUUAUACUAUUCAUGAUCGGAGUGAAUCAGAGCAGCCCUGUGUGGACUUCACUUGAUGUGGCUUAUCAUGGAAUUGCUGCUUUAUUUUACCUGAGUGCUUCUGUUGCACAGUCCUCUGCUACAAUUCAAUUGCAGAAUGAUUUCUUUGUUUCCAAGUCCUAUCAAGAGGACAUAGCUGCAGUAGUAUGUUCCUACAUUGCCACCCUGCUCUAUGUGAUCCAUGUGGUGUUUUCUGCAUUCAGAUGGAAAACUUCAUAAAUACAUUGAGGACAAACCAAUGUAACUCCUGCUGGACUGGCUCAAAGACGUUUCUCCUGGGGGGAAAUACUUAAAGACCAUGGAUUUCCCAGCUUUAUCGCUACAUUGUAUUUUUAUUUGUUAUUGAUAAACAAAAUUAUUUGUAAUUGAAGGGUUGAUUUAAAGGUUUUUAAUGUGAAACUGAUACAUUUGUGUUGUGUUCAGAAUAUAUAAUAUAAUGUGUGUGUAUGUAUGUGGUUAAAGUGUUAACCAAUCAAAUGCAUUUCAUUUUUUAAAAAUGUUUGUGUGUAAGUUUUUGUUUUGUAGCCCAAACUGUUUGUGAGCUUGUUUUAGACACUUGGAUUGUAAGUUGCAAUAGAUGGGUAAAAUAAAGUUAUCUUGGACUUUACUUGCAGGAAUACAGUGCUCCCCUUUAUAACUAUAGUUAAGACAACCAUGCUGUCUUAUAACUGGUU